AGACAAGCCUGAGUGUUGCUCCUCCAGAGGUUGUGACCACCAAGGUGCAAGUCCCCAGUUCCCUGGCUGUUUUCAUUACUUGAACUCCAAAAGUAUUCCUUGUGACAUGAAAAUGCUCUGCACUGCAGAUGUUUUGAGAGGACUGGGGAAGAUGCCAGCAUCACUGUAUUCUGUUUGCAUGAGGCUGGGAAAUGCCCUAGGUCCACUGCUGUGUGCUUUAGUUAUUCAUGUUUCAAGCUAUUUUGGUAUACAUGCUUUCUGGGUGACUGGAGCAAGGGUGAUUGUCGCUUGCAGAGACAUAAGGAAGGCAGAAGCUGCAGCCAGUGAAAUCCGAGCUGAGACAGGGAACCAGGAAGUCAUUGUGAAAAAACUGGACUUGGCCGAUACAAAAUCCAUCCGGGAGUUUGCUGAGAAAUUUCUAGCAGAGGAGAAGGAACUCCAUAUUCUCAUCAACAAUGCUGGGGUAAUGUUAUGCCCUUACUCCAAGACUGCUGAUGGCUUUGAGAUGCACCUGGGAGUGAAUCAUCUUGGUCAUUUUCUCUUGACCUUCUUACUGCUGGAGCGUCUGAAGCAGUCUGCCCCAGCCCGCAUAGUGAACGUGUCCUCACUCGCUCAUCAUGGUGGCCGAAUCCGCUUCCAUGAUCUCCAUGGUGAGAAGUGCUACAACCGCGGCCUCGCCUACUGUCACAGCAAACUGGCCAAUGUGCUCUUCACCCGGGAGCUGGCAAGGCGGCUGCAAGGCACUAAAGUCACAGCAAACGCUCUCCAUCCUGGUUCUGUCCAUUCUGAGCUGGUCCGGCAUUCAUUUGUAAUGACGUGGCUGUGGAAUAUAUUCUCAUUCUUCUUGAAGACACCUUGGGAAGGAGCUCAGACCAGUAUCUACUGUGCAGUAGCAGAGGAGCUAGACUCUGUGACAGGACAGUAUUUCAGUGACUGCCAGCCAGCAUACGUAUCUCCAUGGGGUCGGGAUGAUGAAACAGCAAAGAAGCUCUGGAAUGUGAGCUGCCAGCUUCUCGGCAUCCACUGGGACUGAGCAGCGCAGACCUCAAGUGUGCACAUGGCUGAGGCUGAGUCCAGCCAUACUUCUCCUGGGAAGAGCACUGCUGAGAGACCUCAAGACUAGAACUCCAAUACUUCUGCUGCCCUAAUGAUGGUUAUAUGGACACAAUCUAAUGUGAAUUUCUCGAGUAUUACACUUCAGGAUUGAGAUUUAUAAGCAACCAGUUCCCUUCCUAGCUGGAGAAUUAGAGCACUGACACAGGGAGCAACCUUUGCUUGGUAUUUCACACACCAGGCAGAGGCUAUUGUCCUCUGGCUUCAGAACAGAAAUGGAGGUUUGCAGUCUUAGGUUUAGAUUAUCAGGUAGUCUAAAGAAUUACCUUUAUCCCCCCUCCCAAUAUUAGUAAAUUUGUAGGAUUCCCAACUUAUUAUCUAUGAGGUUAUUUUCACUUCCUACUAUUUGACCUGUCAGAGUGAAAGUACUUUAGGCAUUAGAUUUUUGGCAAUUCCAUGCAAUACAGAUGAUCUCAAGCAUACAGAAAUAGGUGCUGGCCUUUUUGCGCCAAGCAUUAUGUGAAGUUUGUAAGUGGGCUCAACUUUUUUUCUCAGUAUUGUCUGCUGGACCCUAGCCACCUAAGUAUCUUGACCCCAACUGCACACUGAUGGCAGUAAGAUAACAGAGGGUUGGCGUAUCUUUUGAGAACCCAGGUCUCAGUGCAGGUGACUGGGAGGUUAAAAGCUGCAGGAGUGCUGCAAUUGUGCAUAGGCAAGUUAUCAUACUAAAAAAGAUUAACACCUCUCCUGUGAAGCACGUGAGAUGUGAGCAAAGAUGGUGUAAAAGUUGUCACAGUAAACCCCCCCAGCUGCACUUUAGAUGACUUUAGAACCUAUAAAGGAGAGCAGAAUGAGUAACAUCUCACCUGUGUUAAAAAUACUGAAACUACUUCAGCUGAGACUUUAGCUUGACAUGCCAGCAAACUAUCUACAGCUGAAUAGUUGAAGCAGAGGUCAAGACUGUCUUGACAGAGGUCAAGUUAGCUACAGGUCAGGAAAGCAAGCCUUGCACAGAAAUACUUACAUUUGUCUACCCAGCCAUUACAGACUGUGGCUGGCCGAGGCUGCCAGUCAGGCCCUGCAGUACUGUGCAGCCUGCACUUCCAAAAGGCAGCUGUCAAUCCAUGCAGUAGUGGGACUGCUCCCUUGAUGCUCCCUAGUGCUACUUCGAUGCUAGACUAUGAUCUAUCAUCAGCUUGUUUCUGAAAGAGUUAAGCAGUUAGAAAACAAGUGCCACAGCUCGUAGGAGUAUCUACUUCUGGAAAAAAAAAAACAACCAACCCAGCUUGGAAGUGUUUGGACUUGCACAUGAGCAUGUCACUGUGACCAACUGCCAAUUAUGGGGAACAAAUGCUCAUUUUAUGAUUAAUUCUUUCUGCCUGGAUGCCAUCUAUGCACAACAGUCCUGUGCUACCUCUGAGCAAUACUAAAUAAAGCCAUUUUCCUUUUACAAUAGAAAACUCUGUCUUCCUUCAGAAAUUUACAUGGUGUUGCUGUUAUCUGCACCUGCCUUACUAAUGUAGAGAACUCUAUUUAGGCAACAUUUUAAAGUCCCUUUGUGUUUCUCCCUGUCACUCUACUUUUUGUCCUCUCUUUUUAGGCUUAAUCUCCAAUAUGAAGCUAAAUCCACAACUAUAGUGUAGCAGUAGAAUGGUACUCAGCAUUGCAGGCUUGGUGUGUCUUCUCUGUGUCUAUGAUCUUCCAAGUGGCUUUCAGGAGCAGUAGAAACCAUUAUAAAAAAAAAAACCAAAAAAAAAAAACAGGCAGAAAGGCUCUAGGCUGAAAUAUUUUGCCCUUGCGGGUCAGUGCUUUUUCUCAAAGAAGUCUGACUGUAGAUUUUAUAUAAGGCACAUAACUACACGUUUCCAGAGACACACCUCCACUCUUUUUGACCUUGGGCAAGUCACUUAUACUUUCUUCUAAGCUGAUCUGUAAAAUGGAGGAACUAAAGCUCAUUUAGCUGUCUCAAAUGGAGGCUUGCAGGGGAGAGUUUGAUUAACUUUCAAAGCUCUCCAAAGAGGAUUACUGGUUUGUGAGAGUACACAUAUGGGGCCGAGCUAGCUACUGGGAGGGCUUCUAAAGAAGAGGUAUUUCAAUUGAUCUAAAUGUUGAGAACACUGAGGCAGAGAGAUUUUGCAUGACAGAACAAUUCUUCCCCUUCAAAUUACUCUGCUAAGCACAGCCAAAACAAAAUACAGAUCUAGAAAAGAAAUCCACAGGUUAUGCUGAGAUAAAAAAGCAAACAGCAGAUAUGUGAACAGUCAUAAUACUUUAUUCUCUUUUUUUAAAUUGUAAACAAACCUUGGUCAUUAAUAGAGAAGUUCUUACUAACUGGCAGUACUCAAUCCCUUUUAGAUGCUCAAAAAUUCAAAGCCCCUUGUUAAUAGCACUAGUUGUGACACAAGGCAGUUAGUCAGGAUCAAAAUUCCAGUUCUGCUGGUAAGAGAAAGAUCUCUAGAUUCCAAGUUAGGAAAAUCAAAUUACAACAAAUGCUAUAUAAAGUGCAUGAGGUACAGUGCAAAAUGGUCAGGAGGAAAGGCAGGUACAGAACUGACUGGUCUGCAUGACAAACCCCACUCUGUGCUCUACAGAGCUGAAGGAACAUUAGCAAAACACUAGGCAUUGCAGCAGUGCUGAUCUGGAUACCACAAACAGUAAAACCUCUGCAUAAUUAGAGAUUUGGAAAUGACUGAAGACAUGGAUAGCGCCAGGCUUUAGGAAUAGCCUAAUGACUGUAAUCUGAAGGAAAGCUAGGUCAGCCUGGUCAAGAAACAAAAGCUUUCAUUAGUACUGCUCACUAAUGAGAUAACGCAAAUCUGUGCUCAGGAGAUUCUGAAUGCUAACUGUGGUCAUUUCCAACUGCUUUGCUCAGAGACACUUCUAGCCCUGCUCUAGUGAGCAGAGCACCUCCAAGAGAGGUGUUUGCCUCAGUGGGGUGCUGCUCAUGAAACGCUAAAGGAGGUGCCGGCCAAGUCCUUUCUGAACCCAUGGAAGUCCGUUCUGUCACUACAGUGAGCUUUGGGAUAGUGCAAAACUUCAUUUGACAGUUAUGUAUUUAUUUGACAGUUUAUGUACUAAAACUAUUAAUAGGUAUAUUACACUUCAGAAAACCUAUUGUUUCUUCUUUUGUUAAAAAGUUUAGUUUACUUACAAAGUGAACUAGUUUUCCUACUUCUUGUGCUGAAGUACAUGUAAACAACAAGCACAAACUCUUGUUCAGUACCUUGCUUUGUUCUGUUUCUUCCAGAAGGUCCUACUACUCUCUACCAUUCUCAAGUCCUAGUCACAGUUGCAGAGAAGCAGCUGCUUUUUUCAGCAUCCUUGAACACAGCCAUUACACAAAGAUUCCUACUUUUUCAUAAAUCUGAGUUAACCUAACACUUCCAGAGCAAAGCCUGUCAAUAUAGUCUAUACAGUAGGUCAAGUUAAUAAAAAUUCAGUCUGGUGUUCAA
Pezoporus flaviventris is the source of this 4505-nucleotide messenger RNA. RefSeq names its product retinol dehydrogenase 12-like. NCBI's taxonomy places the organism in Eukaryota, Metazoa, Chordata, Aves, Psittaciformes, Psittacidae. The transcript is spliced from 6 exons. Bases 107 to 1033 code for a protein of 308 amino acids. The record is from RefSeq and is a predicted model, not a curated record.